GUAUCUUUGUCAUUAAAAUUGAUAUUUAUAAAGUAAAAGUAAAAAGUAAAGAAUGCAUUUAGAAUUACCUUUUGAAAAUUGUUUGUACCCGAUAACUUAUCAAUGUUAGUGCGCGGGAAGUACUCGCUCUCGGCUAUCGAUACUUCAUGCAGUCGCUGGUACUCGUUGCAGUUGGCAUGUUUACAUAUUGUAUAGGCUCAAAAUAAUACUAGGAAAACAAUGGAAACAGUAAACGAAACAUACUCGUACAUCACCAACAUGGAGGUAAUGCAGAUUCUGUUAAAGAUCAAGAGCACCAAAAAGAAAUUUGGCAUGCGCAAUUUGGCCACAGUUACCUACGAGGCACUACAGUACCUGGAGGAGUCGCCUUGCAAGACACAAACACGUGAGUCCAUUACCAAUUACCUGCGAGACUUGGCCACGUAUAAACUGAAGCCGCACGAGGUGCUACAAAUGGUCAACGAUCCUCCAACCAGCGCACUUCACACGCAACUGCUUAUCGAUGAUAACAAAGAGCCGCUUACGGACGAGCAAAACGAGGCCAUAAUUCAGUUGACGCACAAACACUUCCAGGCUGGCAACACGGAACAAACGGCAACCACAACAACUGCAGCACCAACAAGUACGACAACUCAGCCGGCAGCGGUAACUACAACAGACGAAACAGCUGAAACUGUGGAAACAACACCAGUAGACGAGGCAGCUGCCACACAGUGAUAACCAAUAGCUUAAUUCAUUCACUAUUUUGAUGUAAUUUGCGUAUAAAAUAAGAACAUUUUGUAAGCACAUUGAAAUGGCCCGUGGAUGGCUGACUUUCAUUUUCGUGUCAUUUGCAUUUCAUCAUCAGUUUCGGUUAACGUUAACGCUUUUGAUCGCCCAAAUCCUCAAUGACAUCCUCAUCGAUUUCGGCCCAUUUCUCAGGAAUGACAUCGAAUAGCUCAUCCUUAACAUCGCCCUGUAUGACGAUCUCAUCGUCGCCAGUCACCGACGAGCCGCAAGCGAACUUAGUACCAAAGAACUUGGCAGCCACUUUGAGAUCAA
Drosophila nasuta is the source of this 1041-nucleotide messenger RNA. RefSeq names its product RNA polymerase III subunit I (gene Polr3I). Gene Ontology annotation, cellular component: RNA polymerase III complex. Gene Ontology annotation, biological process: transcription initiation at RNA polymerase III promoter. The record is from RefSeq and is a predicted model, not a curated record. Gene Ontology annotation, molecular function: nucleotide binding. The transcript is spliced from 4 exons. Bases 220 to 717 code for a protein of 165 amino acids. NCBI's taxonomy places the organism in Eukaryota, Metazoa, Arthropoda, Insecta, Diptera, Drosophilidae.